Lactuca virosa is the source of this 336-nucleotide messenger RNA. Lineage: Eukaryota; Viridiplantae; Streptophyta; Magnoliopsida; Asterales; Asteraceae. The record is from the annotation of a GenBank genome assembly.
AUGGGGCACAAAUUUAAUCAUUCUCUACAGUCAACAACAACGCAAUGGUCUUCAUUGUUUUUUUUAAUAUCAAAGGAUUUUAGAGUUUUGAUUGCUUACAAUCACAAGGGAAAAAUUGAAUCUUACCAUCGUUUUUCUCUGCUUCAAAAUUCAACCUUGAGGUUUCGAAAACAGAUGGUACACAUAAAAAGCAUCAGAAGUUUUAUUAUAAGCAAACGACCGAUUCAAAGAUUUAUUCUACAUAAUCAAGAACCUGAAGCAAAAAGCAAAUCACUGAAGGAUUAUGGUUUUCAAGUAGAGAAACAAAUUCCCUUUGUUGUGUAUUAUUUUAAAUGA